AUGACCUCCGCGGUGAGGCUCGGGGCCCGCCGACUCGCGCUGCGCAGCGGCGCGCUCGCUGCCCCGCCGAGCGCCGCCGCGGGAGCGGCCGUGGCCGCGCCGGCGGCGCCGCGCCGUGCCGCGCCGCCGCGCCGCGCGGAGGGCCCCCGCGGCCCCUCGGGCCGCCUCGGUGCGCUCGGCGGUGCGCUGGCGGCCGCGGCCGGCCUCGCGAGCCAGCGCGACGGGGCCCUCUGCGACAGCGACGGCGGCGCCCCGGCGCCCAGCCGCCGCGGCUUCCGGGGCGCCGCCGCGUCGAGGCCAGCGCAGUGCGAGGCGCGGGCCGUGCUGCGCCAGGGGAAGGACGCCAGCACGAGCAUCAUCACCAUCGACGUGGAGAGGGACCGCCCGGGCUUGCUCAGCGAGGCGUCGGAGUUGCUGAAGCACCACGAGCUGGACAUCCGUGACGCGAAGAUCUCCACCCACGAGGACCAGAAGGCGAGGCACGUCUACGUUGUACAGGACAAGCAGACCGGCACGGGCCUCAGCGCGCUCAGGCUGGAGGAGCUGCGCCUGGCGCUGGAGGGCCUCGGCGAGGUGGACUGCAGCGCCAAGGCCUGGCCCGUCUACACCCAGGCGGAGGUGGCCGAGCACACGACGCUGGAGUCUGGCAUCUGGGUCAGUUACAAGGACGGCGUCUACGACAUCACGGAGUUCAUCCAGAACCACCCGGGCGGGAAGGACAAGAUCUUAUUGGCUGCCGGCAAGGCAAUCGACCCGUUUUGGCGGAUCUACCAGCAGCACGAGAACCGCGGCACCGCCAUGAAGCAGCUGGAGGCUAUGCGGAUCGGGGACCUGGCCGACCCCGUGCCCGUGGACCCUGGCGAGGACCCGUACGGCGCCGACCCCAGGGACCGCCACCCAGGGCUCAUCUUCCACAACAACAAGCCCUGCAACGCGGAGCUGCCCAUGGAGUUGGUGAUGGACGCGUGGGUGACGCCAAACCCGGUGUGGUUCAUCCGGCAUCAUCACCCCGUCCCCGUCAUCGACCCCUCGCAGUUCAAGCUCCUUGUCGACGGCCACGGGGCGAAGAGCGUGUCGCUGACCCUGGAGGACCUGAAGACACGGUUUCUCCGGCGAGAGGUGGUCUCCACCAUUCAGUGCGGCGGCAACCGCCGGAGCGAGCUGGACAGGGUGGAGAAGACGAGCGGCAUCCCGUGGGGCUGCGGCGCCAUCUCCACCGCGCGCUGGGGCGGAGUGUACCUCCGCGAGGUGCUCACGCACUGCGCGGGCCUCAGUCUCGAGGGCGUCGAGUGCCACGGCAUCAGGCACGUGGUCUUCGAGGGGGUCGACGGCAUGCAGGCCAGCAUCCCCAUCGAGAAGGCGCUGAGCCCUUUCGGCGACGUCCUGCUGGCGUACGAGAUGAACGGCGAGGAGCUGCCUGGCGAGCACGGCGCGCCUUUGCGGGUCGUGGUGCCGGGCGUGGUCGGCGUCCGGAACGUGAAGUGGGUUGGCCGCAUCCGCCUAUCGCAGGAGGAGGCCGAGGGAACUUGGCAGCGCGGCAUGGCCUACAAGGGCUUCGCGCCGAACGUCAAGUGCGCCAAGUCCGUGGACGUGGAGAAGCUCCACUCCAUGCAGGAGAUGCCGGUGCAGUCCACGAUCGUCUCCCCGAAGAGCGGCGCCGUGAUCGAGCUGGACGACGUCGAGGUGAAGGGCUGGGCCUGGAGCGGCGGCGGGCGCUGCGUCAUCCGCGUCGACGUUUCCCUGGACGACGGCAAGACGUGGGCAACUGCAGAUCUCGCCGAGGGCAAGGACCAGCACCCCACGCGGGCCUGGGCGUGGACCUUCUGGGAGGCGUCCGUCCCUGUGCCGGCGCCCCUCCGCGGCAAGCGGUUCGAGGUGCUCUGCAGGGCCACGGACUCGGCCUACAGCACCCAGCCGGAGCGCGCGGAGCCCCUGUGGAACCUCCGCGGGCUGAACUGCAACUGCUGGCACCGCGUCCCCGUGGAGCACGUGGACGAGUGA
Messenger RNA from Prorocentrum cordatum, 2001 nucleotides. Lineage: Eukaryota; Dinophyceae; Prorocentrales; Prorocentraceae. The record is from the annotation of a GenBank genome assembly.